Ctenocephalides felis (cat flea) is the source of this 703-nucleotide messenger RNA. RefSeq lists its product as uncharacterized. Lineage: Eukaryota; Metazoa; Arthropoda; Insecta; Siphonaptera; Pulicidae. The coding region runs from base 112 to 687 and encodes 191 amino acids. The transcript is spliced from 5 exons. The record is from RefSeq and is a predicted model, not a curated record.
UCAAUAUAUACAAAACUCCAAAAUUAAAAAAAUUAAGCAUAUACAAAAAUAUAAACAAACAGGAUUUCUUACCCUUGAUAUACAGUUAUAAAACUACACAAUUCUUCCACAAUGUCGGAUCAUAUUCCAGAAGGUACUACCAGUUUCCUAAUGAAUUGUGCAUUGGGCAUAUCAUCAGUGUGGGCAAUGGACAAUCUAGAUUCUAAAUAUAAAUUGUACGCUUUUACUUUGAAAAUAAUGGCUUUGCAUGCAAUGGUUGGAAUUUAUAAUUAUGUUCAUGAAGAAUCAAGCUUAAAAGAAUUAAUAUCACCUAGAACGGACUUCUUUAUUAGGCAUUGUAGUGUUCCAAUUGUUGCAAGUGAAUUAUUCCAUAUGCAUGCAUUAGGAUAUAAGGAUAUGUAUUGGCACCAGUUGGCCUGUGGCGCAGCCCCUUUAAUUGUGUACGCUUGCCGGGAGCCUCAAAAUAAAUUGAUGAAUGAUUGUUUUCUAGCUUUCAAUGCUUUAUCUAUGUGUUACAUGGCAUAUUUUUCUGAUGAAAUACUUCCAGCAUAUUUAGGAGCAUUUUCAGCAAUUAAUUUUAAAAUGUUUGAGCUUAUUUUUGGCCCAAAUGAGGACAGACAAAUUUUUUUACUUGGAUUAGUUGCCUUCAAUUAUUUGAGUGUGAAAUGUUUAUCUUUAUGCAGUUAAUAGGAAAAAAACAAAU